AUGCAGCAAUCGUAUCAAUUAGAGAGUCGAAAUGCUCCAUGGAAAAAGUAUCGUUAUACAAUCAAAAGUAAUGAUAUUUGGAAUGCAACUUAUUAUCAAGUUCGUCGAUCUGGUUUUCGUAAAUAUCGACAGUUUGAGGAUGGAAAUGAAAAAAUAUUAUUUUACAUUGGAUUCAAAGCAAUUCAUUCAGUCGAUGAUAAAGAAACUCUUGCUAAUGUGCAAAUUGAUAAAAAACUUGUCGAAACAGUUAUUGGCAAUUUUACUCUGUCGGAUUUAAAAAUCUUGGAUCGAAGUUAUGUUUUAAAAAUCAAUGAUAAUAUUGUUGCGCAAGUGAAAAUAAAUAAGCAUAGUUGGCAUGAUCAGUUUACCAUUGAAAUGGCUGAUAUUGAUAACGAAUAUCAAGCAUUUAUAUUUGCACUUCUUGUAUUAAUCGAUUCUAUUCUCCAACCAAUGAGCAGACCUGUUAGUGAUGCAGUUUCAUUACCAGAUCAUCGUAUGCCAGUUCAAAUUACACCAGGAUUCUGUAAUAUGUCAUUUCCGAGCGCACCAGCAUCUUGUGAUAUUAGUUGUUGUAAUCUAGGAUGCGGACCGUGUUGCUAA
Molecule: messenger RNA, 600 nt
Organism: Adineta ricciae
Lineage: Eukaryota; Metazoa; Rotifera; Eurotatoria; Adinetida; Adinetidae
Source: the annotation of a GenBank genome assembly